AACAGAUAUCGACAAAUACGUCAUAUCUGCUGGAUUUUCCCGUAAUACUGUACUACCUGUUGACCUUUUAUGGGUUGUUAAAGAGGUGUUGCCGCCAAUCAGAGAGCUCAGGCUGGGGUUGCACAAGGAGUGGCCGUCUGCAGAUAUAAUGCCCCUCCUGGACAUUCAGCGUAAAGUCCACUCCGGCAGAAAAGACAUCGCAAAGUAACAUACAGUCGAGGAAAUCAGACGAGCAGGAAGACAACCGCUUCAUUUCUCAGCCAUGGCCUCGGACGGAUCAAACAGGAAGGUUUCCUCCAUCUUCAUCCACCUGUCACGUCCUCACCAAACCAACGUCAAGGAGCAGAGUGCAAACAAAAAAGGUUGGGUUCAUGCGGGGCCGUCCCCGAGGCCUUCGGGGUCUGAGAGCCAUCAACCUGCUGGCCCCGCACAAAGGGCUUCAGGGUCGGCAUCUCCCCAUUGGGGAGUAAAUGUGCAAGAAAUCAGAAGGGAUGCAGAAGAUGUCUUCUCCAAUGUUUCUCCCUCUCCUUCUCCCCCUCUUCCUCCUCCUCCUCCUGCUGCUGAGAUGCCGUCUUACUCUGCAGAUCCAACAACACUAGGACCGCCACCUCCCCCUGUAGAAAAACGUGAGCCACAACCUCCGACCUCUCACCAGCUGCCACAUUCCAACAAAGAGGGAAAAACUGCACCGUCUCGUGGACCGACUCCAAAAAACCCAUCAAACGAGAUCAAGAAAGAGAACUCCAGUGAGAAGUCUCGAGGCGUGUGUGCUUUCUGUCGGAAGCCUAUAAUGUUUUCUGAAGAGGUGGUAAACGCCUUAGAUCGGCAUUACCAUACAGGCUGCUUCAGGUGCAGGUCUUGUCUGUGCCUUCUGGCGGGGAAAACCUUCUACCACAAGGCGGAAAUCCCUGAAUGUGAGAAGUGCAACGAGGCCAGUCUUGAAAUUUGCUUCUCUUGUGGCCACAAGAUCCGAGCCAAAAUAAUUCGUGCACACCAGCGAACGUACCAUGUUUCUUGUUUCAUCUGCGUGACGUGUAAACAGCCGCUGAAUGAAUAUGUCCAGGAUGAUAAUGGAAAAGUGUAUUGUCCCCUGGACUACAACAGGGUGCGUGCCAAGACAUGCGGUGCUUGUCACAAGCUAAUCAUAUCCAAGGAUGGAAGUAUUCCAGAAUACGUUCAACUUGAUGGACGUGCCCUCCACAAUGAAUGCUACAAAUGUGAGGGCUGUGACUUUCAGUUCUCUCCUGAAGACAGCUGCUAUCCUUUGAAUGGACGAGUACUUUGCCUGGAUUGUUACAAAAGGAACCAGAACUAAUGCAAUAAGGAUUGAGAAUUAAUUUUUUUUGUGCAUUUAAUGUAGAAUCAUACUUUGCAUAACCCAUAUCUCGCUGAGAUACACAUAGGAGAUAACUCUCAAUUUGACUCCACAUUAAAAAGUUGUCAUUAGAUCGUGAGAUUAAUGCUUUAUCGUAACAAAAAACAAUCCAAUAUGUGACAAAAUCGACUUUUCUGUCAGCCACAAAACUCAAGCCACAACUCAUGUAAAUGUGAUCAUGUUUGUCUCGUGUUUGUUUUUGCUUCAACGUGAGUUAAUCAUACCGAUAUCAUUUACACUAUACAGUUCUUAUUUGUAAUGACAUGUAUUAUGUAUCAAAACUAUGCCUAUUAUCAAUAUUGUUGUUAAUUCUUUCGAUAUUGUUGCUUUUAAUAAUUUUUGGGUUUCCUUUUAAUGAGUAAAAACAUAUUUUAAAAGCUUACUUCAGCGAUGGAAUGCGCUAUCUAUAGUAAGGGUGCACAAAAAAAUGUAUUGAGAUCCAAAUUUCAAUUUUGUUUUAAUCUAUUCCGCUUCCAAAUACCUUUUUUUAGUACUGUACAGUAUUUAUGUCUUCUCAAUUGCUUAUGUGUACAUUUAUAUCUUCAGUAUUGUUAAGCUGGGAUUGGGUUAGAGUUGGGGUUGCUCUGUUUUCUUUAAUUAGUGAUUAACAUUCUGUGAUUUUUUUAAAUAAAAUUUGAAAAAUUGUUUUUUAGGCCAACAAUGUGUGUGUAAGUCAUU
Molecule: messenger RNA, 2053 nt
Organism: Nerophis ophidion (straightnose pipefish)
Lineage: Eukaryota; Metazoa; Chordata; Actinopteri; Syngnathiformes; Syngnathidae
Gene: fblim1
Product: filamin binding LIM protein 1
Exons: 8
Coding region: 263-1315 (350 amino acids)
Biological process (GO): cell-cell adhesion
Cellular component (GO): focal adhesion; stress fiber
Molecular function (GO): filamin binding
Source: RefSeq, a predicted model, not a curated record